Messenger RNA from Nakaseomyces glabratus, 801 nucleotides. RefSeq names its product Srb5p (gene SRB5). Gene Ontology annotation, biological process: regulation of transcription by RNA polymerase II; termination of RNA polymerase II transcription. The record is from RefSeq and is a predicted model, not a curated record. Gene Ontology annotation, cellular component: core mediator complex; mediator complex. Gene Ontology annotation, molecular function: transcription coregulator activity. NCBI's taxonomy places the organism in Eukaryota, Fungi, Ascomycota, Saccharomycetes, Saccharomycetales, Saccharomycetaceae.
AUGGUGCAAAGACUUAGUCUUAUGGCUACAAUUGCCGAUGAUGACUUUCCGUUGUUCAAAACUUCAAUAAAUAUACUGACAGGUUCACCUGCAGUGGUAUAUGCCAAUCUUAUGGUGGUAUGGAAGCCCAAUCCUAACUAUGAGGUCGAUAAUCUUAAUUCGAAGAAUGAAUUAGUGGAGCCUACAAGGAUGACAACCGCAACAAGCAUACCCUUGGAAUUGAUCUUGAAUGAUCCUGUAUCAAAAAAUAACGGUGUGGAUUCUGAUGAAAUACUAAACACCAUGAAGGAACAAGAAUUCCCAAUAAAACAAGAACAACUAUUUGAUAUGAUCAACAAUCCUUCAAAUAAUACGAUAAAUUGGACCCUUACCACUGCUGAUAUACCCGCCGCUGGGAGCAAUAGAAAGGUUAGUAUGCAGGCUAUCCAGGAGGCAACUAUCGUACAUCAAGCUGGUAAUAACCCUACACUCGCUAAUGUUAUGGCUGAGUUGGGGUAUAGCUUUGAUUACAUGUAUGUUACUGUUGGUGUUAGAUUUGUGCAUAAACGUGAUGUGAUAAUUCAUUGCCAUAAAGUAUGGGAUAUCGCGGAGGACAACAUAAUACAAGUAACAAAAGGAGGUUACGUGGUACAUACAUUUGUUACAGUAAAUAGGGCUACCGAUAUUGAAAGACUGAACUUAGCAGAAGCAAACCUUCUUUCCCUACAAAGAGAUUUAUCUGGUUAUCUAGAUUUUAAAGUUCCAGACAGAAAAUCUAUGGAUAGCAGAACAAAUUUGACACAAAAAGAUAUCACCUUAUAG